AUGGCGUCAGAAAAUAUCACUUUAGAAGAGGCAGUUUCUAAUGUUGAUAUAUUAAAUGAUUUAAUAACUAAAUCAGAUAUACCAUGUAUUGAAGCAUCUUCAUUACCAUUGCAAUGUUUAGUUAACUUUGAUACUAACUUUGAGGACAAAGGUGCUUUUUUAACAGGAUUUUCAAAAUUUAUUGAAGAAGCAGCAAGGCAUGGCGAAUUUAAUGAUUUAUUAGCUGAUGGUUUUAAAUAUGCUGGUAUACUUUAUACAUGGCGUUGUUGUACACGUGCCACACCAAUGGCAAAAUCAAAUGAUCAACCUAACAGAAAUCAAAUAAAUGAAAAAAUAAUUGAAGUUCUUACUUCUGAAGUAGAGAAAUUACAUAAGUUUAUGAAUUUUACAAAAAGUGCUGUUUCAAGAUUUUGUGAAGAAGUUAGACGACUUUGUUCUGGUGGAAAAAUAAAAGAUUUUGUCUCUGAAGCAUACCUUCUUGUAUUGGGACGUUUUUUAAAUAUGUUUGCUGUAUUAGAUGAAUUAAAAAAUAUGAAAGCUAGUAUAAAAAAUGAUUUUUCAACAUUUCGGAGAGCAGCACAAUUUUUACAAGUUAUGUCAAAUUCUCAAAGUAUUCAACAAAUGCAAGAACUUUCAAUGUUUUUAGCUACACAAAAUAAGAUAAAAGAAGAUUUAAAAAAAGAAUUACAAACGAUUAAUGGUUAUGAAGAAUUAUUAAGUGAUAUUAUUAAUAUAUGUGUUUAUUUAUUUGAAAAUCAAAUGUAUGGAACACCUGAUGAAAGGCAUAUGUUUGUUAAAGUUAUAGCAUUUUCGCUUUAUUUAAUGGAUUCACCAAAUUCAAAUUUAAACAAAUUAGAUUCCAAAAAACGUAUUUCUUUAGCAUCAAUUGAUAAAAUUUUUAAAACUUUAAAUGUUGUUCCACUUUUUGGUGAUAUGCAAAUACAACCAUUUUCUUUUGUUAGAAGAUGUGCUAGUUAUGAUUCAUCUAAAUGGCCGUUAUCACAUAAAGAGUCUACUACGUGUCAAGUUGAUAUUGUAGAGCGUGUUAAAAUUGUCCGUGAACAUUAUGUUGAGUAUGUAACACAUUUAACAAGAGUGAAAAAUGAGAUUGAAUCAACAGACAAACAUUCUCAACGAUCUGAUUACAAAAAUCAGGAAGUUGCACAAUUAGCAUUAUCAGGUAUACAAUUACUUUGUACAUGGACAAGUGAUGUUGUUGAAACAGUUUCAUGGAAAUUAUUACAUCCAACAAAUGAAGAAAAAAAUAAAGAUUGUCCAAGUACUGCUGAAGAAUAUGAAAGAGCAACUAGAUAUAAUUAUAAUGUUGAAGAAAAAAAUGCACUUAUAGAAAUGAUUGCUAUGAUUAAAGGUUUACAAAGAUUACUUGUUAAACAGGUAGGACAAUUUAUGACAUCUAUACGAUUAAAUGUUUAUGCUGAAAUACAAGAUUUUGUUCAAAUAACAUUAAAAGAUCCACUUAUAAAAGCAAUAAAAGGAAAAAAAGAUAUGAUAAAAGGAAUAUUAAUGGCAAUUGUUGAGACAUGUGUAGAUAAUAUUUCAGGACAUUAUAAUCAAACAGGUAUAAAAGUAUUGGAAAUGACAAAAUCAAAACAUAAAAAAAAAUCAACAUCUGUUGAAGCAUUAAAUCAUGUUGAUAAUCCAGCUUCUAUUAGGAGAAAUGUUCCUCCCAGUACAACACAAUUAUACAUGGCAAGAACAAUGUUAGAAAGUUUAAUUUCAGAACGUUGUAGUAAUGGAAGAAGAGGUUUAAGAAAAGAUAUUGAUCAUAAACAUAUAGAAAAAAUGAUAUCAUUCUUAAGAAUAUCAUUUUAUUGGCCAUAUUUAUUAAAUCUUGAAAAAUAUUUAUUUGAAUGUUGUGAUCUUAGUCAAUUAUGGUUUAGAGAAUUUUAUCUCGAAAUGACAAUGGGUAAAAGAAUUCAAUUUCCUAUUGAAAUGAGUUUUCCAUGGAUUUUGACUGAUCAUAUAUUAACAAAUCCUGAUCAAUCACAUUUAAUGCAAUAUAUCUUAUAUCAAUUAGAUCUUUAUAAUGAUGCUGCAAAUUUUGCACUUACUAAAUUUAAGACACAAUUUUUGUAUGAUGAAGUAGAAGCUGAAGUUAAUUUAUGCUUUGAUCAAUUUAUUUUUAAAUUAUCAGAAGCUGUUUUUACACAUUAUAAACAAGUUGCUUCAUCUUAUUUAUUGGAUAAACAAUUUAAGACAAAAUGUAAUAAUAUUGGUGUAAUGAUUAGAUCACCAGAAGCAUCUAGAUUUGGACCAUUACUAGGACAACGUCAUCUUCAACUUUUAGGAAGAAGUAUUGAUAUUAAUAGACUUGUCUCUCAAAGAAUAAAUAUAUCAAUAUUACAUUCUUUGGAUGUUGCAAUAUCAAAAUUUGAAUCAGAACCACUUAUAGGAAUAAUAAGAUUAGAAUUUUUAUUAGAAGUAAAUAGAUAUUGUUAUGAUUUACUUAAACAAUAUUUAUUUUCAUUAAGUGAUUUUGAUGAUUUAUUUAUUGAAGCCAAUGGUCUUGUUUCAAGUGAUGCUGGAAGAAUUGGUCUUCAUAUCUUUUUUGAACUUAAUUAUGAUAUUUUUCCAAAUUAUUGUUAUAAUACCUCAACAAAUCGUUUUGUCAGAGGAAACAUUCUUUUUAAAAGAGUACCAGAACGUAUUAAAGCAUCACCAUGUAAUUUUCAAUAUGAAUUUGGUAGUAGAUCAUUAGGUGCUGCUGCUGAAAAUAUUGCAAAAAUGCAUUCUGGUUAUAUAGGAUAUCCUCAUUUAAGAGCUAUUGUACGUAUAUUAGGAUAUCAAGGUAUUGCUGUUAUUUUAAAAGAAUUUACUGCUUUAAUUCAUUCUCAAUUAACAGAAAAAUUAAGAAAAAGUAUUGAGAAUAUAAUGCAUCUUAUGCCUAAAAUAUGUAAACUACCAUUAAGUACUUAUGGAUCACCAGCUGUAUUAGAAUACUAUUUACAUCAUACAAAAGAAGUCCGUAAUUAUAAAGAUCUUUAUACAGGAUUUGGUCAACAACUUCGUAUUUUUGGUAAUGUUAUAAUAUUUACUCAAUUAUUAGAAAGUGCUUUACAACAAGAAGAAGUCUUAGAUUUAUCUCAUGGAGCAACAUUUACUUUUAAUGUUCCAAGAACAGGUGGAAGUAAUAUGGCAGAACGUCAAAUGAGAAGUCGCAAAAUUGAAAUACAAUUUGAAUCAUUACAUUUUACCAGAGCUGUUAAUGUUUAUGGAACACCGGAACAAAUACAAAUUGCUCAGGAAUCAGAAUUGUUAACAAAAGAAAGACUUUGUAUUGGAUUAAAUAUUUUUGAACAUUUUCUUCAAUAUACAAGAGGUAUUGUUAUUAAUGAUACAUUAUAUACAGGAAGUUAUCCAAAAAAUGGUGUUAUGACUAUUGAUGAAUGCACUGAAUUUCAUAGAUUAUGGAGUGUAAUACAAUUUAUAAUAUGUUUACCAUCCUCUGAACAUGAUAAUAAUACUAAUGAUAAAGAUAAUAGAAAUGAUGGAAAAUUACGUUCACAAUACAGUGAAGAGAUGUUUGGAGAUGGACCACAUUGGGGUUCAUGUAUUCUUAUUGCUAUACUUGGACAAGAUAAAAGAUUUAAUGUUUUAGAUUUUUCUUAUCAUUUAAAAAAAAUUCAUAGAAGUGAUUCUAAAAAUUCAUCUUCAAGUGGUAUCGAUCUUUCUAAAAUGAUAACACGCAUCCGUCAUAUUCAGCAGUUAAACAAUGAAAUUUUUACAUUCAUAAAAAGUUUUCUUCCUUCAAAGGAAGAUUACGGUGAAUAUAUUAGAGAAUAUUCUCCACCACAACACGCAAGCAUUUCUCAUUCAUCAUCAACAAAUUAUUACUAA
This is a messenger RNA of Strongyloides ratti, 3858 nucleotides long. RefSeq names its product Cytoplasmic FMR1-interacting protein. Gene Ontology annotation, molecular function: small GTPase binding; RNA 7-methylguanosine cap binding. The record is from RefSeq and is a predicted model, not a curated record. The transcript has 2 exons. Lineage: Eukaryota; Metazoa; Nematoda; Chromadorea; Rhabditida; Strongyloididae. The coding region runs from base 1 to 3858 and encodes 1285 amino acids. Gene Ontology annotation, biological process: cell morphogenesis; cell projection assembly; axon guidance. Gene Ontology annotation, cellular component: neuron projection; synapse; SCAR complex.